UCGCUAUAAAGGAAAGAAACAGAGAUUGCUUACUAAGGAGAGAGAGAAACAAAGAGACAGCUCAAAGAAAUCAAAAGAAGAAGAAGAAGAAGAAGAAGAAGAAGAAGAAAGAUGUAUAAUCAAGAACAACAUCCUGUCGGUGCCCCUCCGCCCCAAGGGUAUCCUCCUAAGGACGCUUAUCCUCCGGCCGGUUAUCCUCCGGCCGGUUAUCCGCCGCCGGGAUAUGCUCAGGGAUACCCUGCACAAGGAUAUCCUCCGCAGCAGUACUCUCAAGCUCCGCAACAAAAGCAACAAGUCGGUAUGCUCGAAGGAUGUUUGGCUGCGCUCUGUUGUUGCUGUCUCUUGGAUGCAUGUUUCUGAUCGGAGGAUUAUGCGUUGAUUGAUGAUUCUAUUUCAUUAUAUGUAAUGUAAAAGACAAAGACGUUGUCUCGUUCUUUGUUGUUUAUCUUUCUUUCGUUUCGAACUAUGUCUUUAAAUUUUUGCAUCUUGUGGAUUAUUGACUCGACCAUGACCCA
Molecule: messenger RNA, 515 nt
Organism: Eutrema salsugineum
Lineage: Eukaryota; Viridiplantae; Streptophyta; Magnoliopsida; Brassicales; Brassicaceae
Product: cysteine-rich and transmembrane domain-containing protein WIH1
Exons: 3
Coding region: 112-360 (82 amino acids)
Cellular component (GO): plasma membrane
Source: RefSeq, a predicted model, not a curated record